This is a messenger RNA of Apis cerana (Asiatic honeybee), 2081 nucleotides long. RefSeq names its product Dipeptidase B (gene Dip-B). The record is from RefSeq and is a predicted model, not a curated record. Lineage: Eukaryota; Metazoa; Arthropoda; Insecta; Hymenoptera; Apidae. Gene Ontology annotation, cellular component: cytoplasm. Gene Ontology annotation, molecular function: manganese ion binding; metalloaminopeptidase activity. Gene Ontology annotation, biological process: proteolysis.
CCAAUUGGCUUCGUGUAAAUUCGGUGUAGCUCGGCUCAUCUCGAGAAACCGCCAUGUUUUAGUUUUGAUUGUAUUAAGAAGAACGUUGCUUUAAAUUUUUUUGAUAUUUUUUAGUGUUUGUUCAAUAUUUCUUGUGAAGAAUAAAUAUUUUUCUGAGGGAAGUUUAGAUUAAUUUAAAUAAAUAAAGUAAUAUGGAUGCCAUGUCAACUGAAAAUCGAGCCGAACAUCUGCAGCUGCGACUACGAUGGCAUAAUCCUGGUGUCAGGAUGCGCGCCGGGCUACGACGAGCCCGAGCCUUUCAAAACGGUUCUGUUCAGCGCUGCCCAGAUCGAUUCCGCCCUGGGCGUAAUCGGUGCGGUUUUGCCCAUCAAUUUACCCGCGAAAAGGCUCAUUUACAGUCCGACCGGCCCGCUCAACAUGGAUUACCACGACGUGCGGAGCUUCGCCGAGGCGGCCACUAAGGGCGUAAAGAGAGCGUUGAAAGCUGGCGUCAGAUGUCCACUGUUCGCGCUCCUGCCGGAUAUCCGCUUCGAGAACGUCGAACUGGUCACUCUUCUUGGAGCCCUCGAAGGUUUCUACGUGCCGCUAGAGGUGCGAGAGACGUGCCCGGAUCGUUGCUACAAGGCGUGUCAACUGGGCGUCUGGAGUCCGAUUUGUAGCAAGAAGCUUCAAGGUAUCGUGAAGCUGGCCUCGGCGCUCGAGAGUGGAAGAUACGUCGCGAGAGACAUCGGCGGCGCAGAUCCCGAAAGAAUGGCGCCACCAAGGGUCGAGGAGUAUCUGGCGGAGCUGUUCUGCGGCUCGAACGUGACUAUGCAAGUGGUGUCCGACCAGGAGACCCUCCUCCAGGAGUACCCGUUGUUCGCUUGCGUGAACCGUGCCGCCUCUAUGAUCCCGCGGCACGCUGGCAGGAUUAUUUUCCUCACCUACGAGCCACCCAAUCCCGCCUGCAUACUCGAAACGGUGAUGUUCGUGGGCAAGGGUGUUACCUACGACACGGGGGGUGCCGAUAUCAAGAGUAAGGGCAACAUGUUCGGGAUGUCGAGGGAUAAAUGCGGGGCGGCGGCCUGCGCUGGAUUCAUGCAGGUGGUGAAUUUGCUGCAACCACCGACUGUGAAGGCGGUGGCGGCUCUCUGCGUGGUGAGGAAUAGCGUGGGUGAAAAUUCGUACGUCUCGGAUGAAGUGAUCACCGCGAAAUCCGGCACGAGGGUACGUAUCGGGAAUACGGAUGCGGAGGGCCGUUUGGUCAUGGCCGAUGCCCUGUGCCAUAUCAAAGAAAUGGCACUGUGCUCGGUCAAUCCGCAUAUUUUCACGGUCGCGACGUUGACGCAUCAUGCGAUACUCACUGCCGGUCGAGGAUACUCGAUCGCCAUGGACAACGCAGUGGCGCGUUUGGUGAGCAACGCGGAAAAGCUUCAAGCUUCGGGCGAGACAAUGGGCGACCCCUUCGAGAUAUCGAGGAUACGAAGGGAGGAUUUCAGUUUCCACGAGGGGCGAACGGAAGGCGACGAUAUCCUGAACUCGGGUAAGGACAGUUCAGGCGUCACGAACAGGGGCCAUCAAGGACCGUCCGCCUUCCUGAUCAUGGCCUCCGGCCUGGACAAGCACGGUGCCUGUAGCUGCUCUCCUUUAAAAUACACGAACAUCGACAUGGCCCCACAUCUGAGCCUACCCCACGAGUUACCCUACAGCGGUAAUCCGGUUCUUGCAUUGGCCUAUUGCUAUCUAAUCCAAGGCAAAUGUCUCACCGUCCGAAACGAUCUGCCGUUCGAGAUGCAGUACGUUUGCGAAGUGGACUGCAAGCCUGUAUGCCUUCAACCGUGCCAACCCUGUCCACCUUGUACUCCGUGCGAUGUGAAGAUAUGCGCACCUCCUAAUUGUUCCUGUUGUCCUCCGUGUACUCAACCUUGUGACCCGUGUUGCCCUCCGGUUUGUCCACCUGCCUCCUGUGCCCCUUGUCCACCGUGUGGGGGAGAAACCGUGACCCUUGUUCAACCAGUGUGCAGACCGAACGUACCAAAGGGGGUGUGUAAUUAAAGAUGAUAUUUCGUUCGUAAGGAUGUUUUGUAAUAAAGUUCUCAAAA